Lachancea fermentati is the source of this 3144-nucleotide messenger RNA. NCBI's taxonomy places the organism in Eukaryota, Fungi, Ascomycota, Saccharomycetes, Saccharomycetales, Saccharomycetaceae. The record is from the annotation of a GenBank genome assembly.
AUGGAUCCAAAUGUCCUUCUUGAGUGCUUUGGGGGCACUUUGAACCACGAUAGCUCGGUUAGAACGCAAGCUGAAUCUCAAUUACAACAGGCAAGCACAACGCCGGGGUUUUUGGGAGCCUGUCUGGAUAUCAUUUCUGCUGCGAGUAUAUCUGAAAGUAUCAAACUAUCUGCAGCAUUGUAUUUCAAGAACAAAAUUUCUUAUGGAUGGAGUGGAAAGAAACUUGGCAGAAAUGAACUGCUGGACUACACUGUUGAUAAUGAUGAAAAACCCGUGGUUAAGGAUAUGCUAGUCAAGGCGUUGGUCCAGUGUUCUAUCUAUUCACCAAACUGUAUAAGACUACUGCAACCUGCAUUGACGGUAAUUGUCUCUGAAGAGUUUCCCCAUAAGAGAUGGGACUCGUUAUUGUCACAAUCCUUUGAGUUACUGGCCUCCAAUGAUAUCAAUUCUUCCCACAUAGGUUUAUUGUGCUUGGCAGAGAUUUUUCGGACUUACAGGUGGAAAGAAAAUGAUGAAAGACAAGAUUUGGAGAUACUGAUCGUUGAUUACUUUCCAUCAUUGCUGGAAUUUGCCUCCACGCUGUUUAACGAUGGUAAGAAUAUGGAUAAUGAUAAAAUUGGUGAUAUGAUUAAGCUUAUUCUGAAAAUCUACAAGUUUGUAACUUACCAUGAUCUUCCAUUUACGCUCCAGCGCACAGAAAGUUUUAUUGCGUGGGCAAAUUUCCAUGUUUCCAUCGUGCAACAGCCUCUGUCGCAAAAAUUUCUAUUAUCAACCACCAAAGAUAACAGAAAAAAUCAUUCAUGGGUUAAGGCCAAGAAAUGGGCUUAUGGAAACCUAUGUAGACUUUUCCAACGUUACGCUUCAGACUCAUUGUCUCGCAAAUUUAAUUAUGACGAAUUUAAGUCCCUAUAUGUGGAGCAAUUCCUCCCACAGUUAUUACAACUCUUUUUCCAACAAAUUGAAGGGUGGGGCAAUGGCGAAUUGUGGUUAAGCGAUGAGGCCAUACAUCAUAUUUUAAGUUUUAUUGAACAAACAAUAAUCCAAAAACCAACAUGGCCCCUUGUGAAACCACAUUACCCCACAAUUCUUGCACAUGUUAUCUUCCCACUUCUUUGUCCAACUGAAGAGACCUUAGAAUCUUUUGAGAUCGACCCUCAAGAAUAUAUCCACCGGAAUUUGGAAUUAUGGGAUGACGAUUACUCGCCCGAUUUUGCUGCUUUGUCUCUUCUAACAACAACCGUCAGUAAACGUGGCAAAACUACUCUUCAGCCAACAUUACAGUUCGUUCAUCAGAAAUUUAGUGAUUUGGCUAGUAGCUUUAACUCACUUACCCUGCAACAAGCAGUCGAGAUCGAAUCCUGUUUGAGAAUCAUUUCGAGCAUUUUAGACCGUCUCUCUCAAAAAGCAUCGCCAUACGCAGGAGAACUCGAGAACUUUCUAUGUGCGUACGUUUUCCCUUUUUUCGAAUCUAAUUAUGGAUUUUUGAGAGCAAGAGUCUGUGAGAUAUGUUCCAAACUUGGGGACAUUGAAUUCAAGAAGGAUACCACCCUUCCCACAAUAUACAAUGGUGUGAUGACUUGUUUCAAUGAGAGUUCGAGCUGUCUGCCAGUUGAGCUACUAGCUGCCUUAGCAUUACAAACGUUCAUACAGGUUCCCCAAUUCCAUGAACCUAUUUCAGCAAAUGUGGUCCCAACCAUGCAAAAACUAUUACAAAUUUCGAACGAAAUAGAAUCCGAUGCGAUUUCUGGUGUAAUGCAAGAAUUUGUUGAAUCUUUUGCUGAGCAACUGCAACCAUUUGGUGUUGAAUUGAUGAACAAUUUAGUUCAACAAUUUCUGAAGCUAGCGAUUGAGCUACAUGAUGCUUCCAACGUAGACAUCAAUAACAUGGGUGAGAAUUUUGAUGUGUCAGAUGAGAAUGAUAAGCAGAUGGCUGCAUUGGGCGUCUUGUCGACUGCUAUUUCGAUUCUUCUAUCCUUUGAGAAUUCUUUGGACAUUGUUAAAAGUUUGGAACAUUCAUUCUACCCAGCUGCGGAAUUCAUUUUGAAAAAUGAUAUGGAAGACUUUUUUAGAGAAGUAUGUGAAUUCGUGGAGAAUUCCACUUUUCUUUUGAGAAAUAUAACUCCGAUCUCCUGGAAAAUCUUAGAGCUGAUGGGAAUUUGUAACAGAAAGGAGGAUACCAUGGUUUCGUUUUAUAUUGAAGAUUUUAUGCUUGCUUUAAACAAUUAUUUGGUUUAUGGUAAGGACGAAUUGAGAAAAAAUCAAUUUUACUCAAACAUUAUAUUCGAAAUAUAUCACAAGGCAGCUGUUCGAGAGGAUAAUGCAUUUGACGAUAUGGUUGUCAUUUUUGAACUCUCUCAAAAAAUGGUAUUGGCUCUAGGAGAUAAGUGUCCCAAAGGUUUUGUGGAGCGGUUUUUACAAGAUGCUUUAAAUUCAAUUGUUGCAGAAAAAGAUUCUCUGAAAAAACAUAUCGUGUUUGGGGUGAGUGCAUUCAAUGUGGUUAUGGCAUGCCUUGUUUGUUUUCCGAUGGUUACCCUUCAAUAUCUCGAGAUCCAACAUGCUGCAGAAUUGAUAUUUGAAACUUGGUUUGGCUUCUACAUUCCCAACUAUAAAAGAGUGUAUGACAUUAAAUUGUCGGUCAUGGCUGUACUAAGUAUUUUGAGUCAGGUUUCAGUACAAGAUUUGUCUAUGCUAUCACUUCAAAAUUUGUUACCGCAAUCUGGCUCAAAACUGACAAUGCUAAUGUCACUAUUUCCACAAGCUCUACGGCACUUAGAGGAAAAACGAAAAGAGUAUACUUCGGAUGUUUUAAAUACUGAUCAAUUCGACAACUUUGGAACUUGGGAUGAUGAAGGGGAGGACGAAGAACCUAUAGACGAAGAGCAAGCAUACCUGGAGUUUUUAAAGGAUGAGGCCAACAAUCUCAGAAUUGUCAACGGGGAAGCAGGUGCCUUUGGUGAAUUUGAGGACUUUGAUGACUUAGAGGAAGAUCCGCUCUCUGGAUCGGUCCUGGACGAUAUCAAUAUAUAUGAUGUCUUCAAGACUGUGGUGGGUGGGCUACAAAACGACCACGAAAAAUAUGGUAUUUUUGCCAGCGGCCUUUCUGCAGAGGAUCAAAAUACUCUGGCACAAUUAGUUAACCUUUAG